Molecule: messenger RNA, 2559 nt
Organism: Haplochromis burtoni (Burton's mouthbrooder)
Lineage: Eukaryota; Metazoa; Chordata; Actinopteri; Cichliformes; Cichlidae
Gene: wrap53
Product: WD repeat containing, antisense to TP53
Exons: 4
Coding region: 927-1637 (236 amino acids)
Biological process (GO): Cajal body organization
Cellular component (GO): Cajal body
Molecular function (GO): RNA binding; protein binding
Source: RefSeq, a predicted model, not a curated record
CCAUUACUGAUGGAAAUCUCACAGUCUAAGAAGGCUAACACUUUUUAUAUCCUCCCUGGUGAAUUUGAUGUGUCGGUCCACCGAGUUAAUGUGAUCCAUGAAUUGUGGUACGUCCUAAGAUUUGAUUUUUCCCUCAGGUGUCAUCCACAUACCUGAACCAGGGUAGGAUAACAAAACCCUGUUUUCCACUUCUUCCAUAUACAAAUUGGCCACAAUGGGUGAAACUGGGGAACCCAUGUUUCUGCCUGUAGUACUGACCCUCGUAUGUGAAGUAUGUGGAAUUAAGACCCAGUUCACACACUUGGUCGGUUUAUAAGGUUGGGGAAACGUGCAGUCAGCUGAGACUGAAGAAGCCGCUCGCAUGAGUGACCAAACGCUUCGUCCAGAUGAGCAGAAUCAACGUUUUGGGAUUCACAAGAAAUAUUGUGAGAAGUUGAAACCCUUAGACAGUAAACAGACGUGAGAGGGAGGAUAAUGUGAAGUCGGUUGUUUCUUGUUUUCAGCGAGUUGCUGUUUGACAGCUGGCUGUCACAUCUCACAGGCUGAAGCCUCCUUGAACAAACUGACAAGGAGCGUUUUUAUUAUGUACUUCUGACAAAAACCAAGGAGAACACAAUGUUUACUGUGAUGCAUUUCUUUCCUCCGUCUCACAUUCAUAUGGCAUCAUUUCACUGGAAGCUCUUUUUUUUAAUGUACUUGAAUGACUUUUUCUAAAUUGGCAGAGGCAGAUCCAGCAAAGGCUUUAACUAACACACACCAUCAUCACCUUGAGAUUGUAAUCCGUUGGCUCACUGGUGUAAUCACUGAGAAAUCUGUUGCUUUUAUGGACAGACUCCGGAAUGUCUGAACUGCCAAAAAGUCAACUUUGAGUCGACGAGACUGCAAAUUGUGUCCUGUGAACUAUAAAGUGCUGAAAGCGCUGCCAAAUGCUCUCUCUUGUCCUCACCACAGUGAAAAAGCAAGGCCAGAGUGGCAUCAUCUCCUGCUUUGGCUUCAGCCCUUGCCAAUCUGUUUACGCCUGUGGCUCUUACUCCCGCUGCGCUGGCCUCUACUCCUGCCAGGACGGCACCCUGCUGGCUCUGCUGCCGACCCGUCACCACGGAGGUCUCACCCAUCUGCUCUUCUCCCCCGACGGCAACUACCUGUACACCGGCGGCCGCAAGGAUCCAGAAAUCCUGUGCUGGGACCUAAGAGAGCCGGGAAGAGUUGUGUUUUCUCUUAAAAGGAACGUGGCCACUAAUCAGCGCAUCUACUUUGACCUCGAUCAAUCUGGCAGGUACCUGCUGAGUGGAGACACGGAGGGAGUGGUGUCAGUAUGGGACACCCACACAGCGCCUCCUGAUGGUAAUGAAGAACUACUGCAGCCUCAGCUUAGGUUCCAGGCGUACUGGGACUGCACCAACGGAGUCAGUAUCCAUCCCUUCAUGCCGCUGCUGGCAACAUCCAGCGGCCAACGGCAGUUCCCGUGGCCCGGCGACAGCGAGGGUGACUCGGCCUCUGACACGGAGGGGAGCGGCGCUGUGAUGUCACAGCAAGACACCCGGCAGGACAACGUCCUGACCCUGUGGUGGGCGGGACCGCUUAGCCCUGCCGCUGAAGGGAGCCAAGACCAGAGCACUACAGCAGCAGAGGCCUGAAUAUCUGUCACUGCACUCAGCUGAUACAAAUCGAGUUACACAUGCCAUGUGAUGUUUGUGUGUAAAGCUGAUUUUGGUUUGUACAAAUAGAGCGUCAGCGGGCUGUUUGUUUGUAGUUUACUGCCAACUUCACCAGAACGUGGAAAAAAAAGGUUAAUGUCAAAGCCAAAAGUUAAGAGGUUCUUUAAAGCCUUAAUGCUGAGAUAAGAGGUGUUUUCUAAGGAGACGUUAGGACAUUACAAUCAAAUAUAACCAGCCUCUUCUUAAACAUUUACCUUUAUUUCAUUUUAGUAGAGACUCUACUUCCUGAAUAAGAAUACAUGUGGUGGAAGUGAAAUCCUCUCACUGUGUCCGUGCGUGUCUGCUGAUCGCGCCUCGGCCGUGUCGGCGGGAGCGUUUGUUUACGUGUGCGUGUAGCUGCGAUGCUUCCCCGGAGAUCUUUCACUGCUAUAGUUACAGUAAGUGCCAUUUGUUCUCAAGUUUUCGCUUUUGUAAAGUGACGGGGAUCUCCUGGUUUUAGCUUCUUUUUUAAAGUGCCAGACGCGACAGGUAGCGUUGCUCCGUGCAUGCCCACAAAUGUAUAUUUUUGUAAAGCCGUGAUGACGAUUCUCCUUUUUUUUGAAUGUAACUUCAAAAACAAUCUGUGGAAGUCUUGUAAUUAGCAGCUGCUGCUUGAAAUGUGCUCUUUCCUUUUUGUUUUCCUCCUACUGGUUGUGGUGCUUUUGUACCGUGCGAGUGGUGCUAGCAGCUCAGAAGACAUUGUGUUUGAUUAAUUGCAUUAAUACUUGCAGCCGUUUGUCGAAUGCUCGCGUUGUUACCGGGGUGCGCUUCCCUGUAGUGUCUUUGCAGGUUGGUGAGAAGCUCAGCGUGCUCCAACCAAAGCCUUGGAUCUUUACACUGAUUAAAUCGAUCACUUUUUAAA